Molecule: messenger RNA, 1823 nt
Organism: Emys orbicularis (European pond turtle)
Lineage: Eukaryota; Metazoa; Chordata; Testudines; Emydidae
Gene: HSDL1
Product: hydroxysteroid dehydrogenase like 1
Exons: 5
Coding region: 191-1189 (332 amino acids)
Cellular component (GO): mitochondrion
Molecular function (GO): oxidoreductase activity
Source: RefSeq, a predicted model, not a curated record
AUACAAUUAAGCACAUCCAUAAGUGCUUUACUGAAUUGGAGCCUAAGUGUCCAGUGGUAGGGCAUUGCCUUGGAAGCCCAGGAGAUCACUUUCUGCUUAAUUUUUCCCAUCUGCCAAACAGGGAUUGAGAUGCUCUCCCCACUUCAUAAAUUACUUCCAAACCCAUGGAUGAAAAUGAUUUCUGAUUGCCAUGGCUGCAGUUGACAGUUUCUACCUCUUGUAUAGGGAGAUUGGUCGUUCCUGCAGUUCUUAUAUGGAGGCACUGGCUUUAGUUGGAGCCUGGUAUGUGGCCAGAAAAUGCUUCGCUCUUGUGUGUGAUUCUUACAGCUUGAUCAGGUUGCAUUUCAUCCCCAAGCUGGUGAGCAGGGCUGAUUUUGUCAAGCAGUAUGGAAGAUGGGCUGUAGUCACUGGUAGCACAGCUGGCAUUGGAAAAGCCUAUGCUGAAGAACUGGCAAGCCGUGGCAUCAACAUUAUCUUAAUCAGCCGGAGCAAAGAGAAGCUGGAGGCCGUAGCUAAAGACAUAACUGAAACCUAUAAAGUUGAAACUGCUGUUAUAGUAGCAGAUUUCAGCAAAGGUCGUGAGAUUUACUCUUCCAUUAAGGAAGCCCUCAGAGACAAAGACAUUGGGAUUUUGGUGAAUAAUGUAGGAGUGUUUUAUACCUACCCGGAAUAUUUUACCAGGUUGUCUGAGGACAAACUAUGGGAAAUUGUCAAUGUAAAUAUUGCUGCCGCUAACAUGAUGGUGCAUAUAGUGCUGCCAGGGAUGGUACAGAAGAAAAGAGGUGCGAUUGUGAAUGUUUCUUCUGGAUGCUGCUGCAAACCCACACCACAGAUGGCAGCAUAUUCAGCCUCCAAGGCCUACUUGGACCACUUCAGUAGAGCACUACAUUACGAAUAUGCUUCAAAAGGAAUCUUUAUUCAGAGUUUAAUCCCAUUCUUCAUCUCCACAAACAUGACACAAUUUGGUGAUCGCAUUCUGUCAAACAAGUUUUUUUGUGUGCCUUCAGCUAAAGUAUAUGCACAUCAUGCUGUUUCCACCCUUGGGAUAUCCAGAAGGACUACAGGAUACUGGAUCCAUUCUAUUCAGUUGCUGCUUGUACGGUACAUGCCAGAAUGGUUCUGGGUUUGGAGCAUGCAGAAUCUCAACAGUGCUCUACGUCGGGACGCCUUAUCCCACAGAAUAUAUUAGAAAUAUCCUCUAGGAAAUAGCCAAUGUGCUAAACUACUGCAGUAACCUAAUUUGAACAUUGGAAGAACUCUUUUAAAAAAAACAACAAAAAACAGUUUGCUAAUAUGUUUUCAUCACAAACAAUAUACGUACCAUAGUUACCAGAGAAGCCUGGAUCUGCCCCUCUCUUUGUACUACUGGGCCCAGAGCAAAAGCUGAGCAGGACAUAACUGUUUUUUGUCGAGUUUAGUUCAGAUAGUUAAAUAUCUGAGUUUCUCAUGUAAUUGAAUGAGAGUGGGCGGUGUACUAAUCCUGCAUGGAAUUGACUGGUUAUGGAAAUCCUAAUAAUAUGAAUGGAAUUUAGAUAGCCCGGUGUUUUGCAGGAUUGGGCACUGGAAGAGUUGAAGGGGAUCCCAAAUCAUGUUGUGUUAUAAAGACAAUCUCAGAUUUUCAGUGGACUAUCUUGUGUUGGUUUUCCAAUCUUGUCAUUGCAGGUAUUAUGUUGAAAAAUGUAUAAGGUUACUUUUCAAAACUGGGGAAAAGGUAGAAUGCAUUUAAGGCUUUUUAGUUAAUUAACUCUCUUGUUUGUGUGUGUUCUGUAUUGCUAUGAUAGAGCAGCAAUAAAGUUCAAAUAAAAAUGUUUGCUUGCUUUCCU